UCCUAGUCUGAACUGUACUCCAUCUUUUACUAUUUCUUCUACUGUCCCUUAAUCCAUUUCAUAAUAUAUACUUAGGUGACAAAUCAAAUCCCCCAUUGAUUUGGCUAUUCUAUUUGUAAACUCUUCAGACCCUUUCUGGUAUUAUCCCUGUAUCUCCACUUCUCUAUAGCCAGCCAGCAGCAUUCAAGAACGAAAACAAAAGCUUGUUUUCAUUUCUCUUUGAUCUCUGAAGGAACCCAUCUUCUUGUUUUUCUGAUCAAAGGUUGCUAGUUUUAGCUUUCUUUUCAGUGAAUCACUGAGUUAAACUGCACGAUGACUGAACGAGUCCACCCCGGCGAUUCUCCGCCCACCUCCGGCGAACAAUCGGUACCAAAACCAGCAACUUCGUCCCCCGAGAAACCUGCGCCACAACCUGGAACUUACGUCAUCCAAAUUCCCAAGGACCAAAUCUACCGCGUCCCUCCGCCAGAGAACGCACACCGCUAUGCGCAUCUAUCCAAACGGAAGCCUCGUCGGAGCACCUCUCGCAGCUGCUGUUGCUGCUUGUUGACUACCAUCCUCGCUCUCCUCCUUGCGGCCGCCAUUGCUGCCGCUGUGAUUUACUUCGUUUUCAAGCCCGAGUCUCCAAAUUACUCCGUCGAGAGCGUUGCCAUAAAGGGAUUCAACUUGACGUCACCAUCGCCGCUCUCUCCUGAAUUCGACGUCACCGUCCGGGCACACAAUCCCAACGAUAAAAUCGGUAUUUACUACGAGAAAGGCAGCUCCGUUAAAGUUUACUACGGUGACAUUAACCUGUGCAACGGCGCGUUGCCGGCUUUUUUCCAGCCAACGAAUAACGUAACGUUGUUCAAAACUGCUUUAAAGGGAUCUGAAAUUGAACUAAACAACGCCGUGCUCAGGACUCUUUCGGACCAGCAAAACAAAGGAGCGGUGCCGUUUAGUUUGAAGCUGAGAGCGCCAGUUAAGAUUAAAGUUGGGUCCAUUAAGACGUGGAAGAUUACCGUUAAGGUGACGUGUAAGAUAACGGUGGAUAAGUUAACGGCGGCGUCCAAGGUUGUGUCAAACGAUUGUGAUUACGGAGUAGAUCUUUGGUGAUGAUUGGAGUACAGUUGGUACAGUUGGAGUGUUUGGUUGCAGGGAUAGUGCGUCAUGAAUAUAAUAUUUUCCUGUUUUGUGAUUAUUACAUCAUAGGAGUGGCAUACAUGAACAUGAUACAGAUUUUCAAAAAUAUUUUUAUAUGAUACGCUUCAUUUAAUCA
Gossypium raimondii (Peruvian cotton) is the source of this 1258-nucleotide messenger RNA. Its product is annotated as NDR1/HIN1-like protein 13. Bases 313 to 1095 code for a protein of 260 amino acids. Gene Ontology annotation, cellular component: plasma membrane. The transcript has 2 exons. Lineage: Eukaryota; Viridiplantae; Streptophyta; Magnoliopsida; Malvales; Malvaceae. The record is from RefSeq and is a predicted model, not a curated record.